Ilex paraguariensis (yerba mate) is the source of this 1463-nucleotide messenger RNA. The record is from the annotation of a GenBank genome assembly. NCBI's taxonomy places the organism in Eukaryota, Viridiplantae, Streptophyta, Magnoliopsida, Aquifoliales, Aquifoliaceae.
AUGGGGUGUUGUGAAUCGUCUUUCUUGAAUGAACCUCUUUCAGAGAAGGAACAACGCUGCGGCCAGACCCAUUCGCAUCCGUCAAAUGGUACAGCUACUGGUGGCGCCGCCGGAGGAGACGAAGUCCCUGGCGGUGUACCGGCCUUCUCCGAGUUUUCACUUGCCGAUCUUAAAGCGGCUACCAACAACUUCAGCUCCGACUUCAUUGUCAAUGAGAGCGGCGAAAAAGCCCCAAACACGGUCUACAAGGGGCGUCUACAGAAUCGCAGGUGGAUCGCUGUCAAAAAAUUUUCUAAAAUGGCCUGGCCUGAUCCUAAACAGUUCGCGGAUGAAGCAUGGGGGGUUGGGAAGCUGAGACAUGAGAGGCUUGCGAAUUUGAUUGGAUAUUGCUCUGACGGUGAUGAGAGGUUGCUUGUUGCUGAUUAUAUGCCCAAUGAUACACUCGUGAAACAUCUAUUCCACUGGGAGAAUCAAACCAUCGAGUGGGCUAUGCGUUUAAGAGUUGCUUUGUAUAUUGCAGAAGCAUUGGAUUAUUGUAGAACUGAAGGUCGUCCAUUGUAUCAUGAUUUGAAUGCUUACAGGGUUCUCUUCGAUGAGAAUGGUGAUCCUAGGCUUUCAUGUUUUGGCUUGAUGAAAAAUAGCAGGGAUGGCAAAAGUUAUAGCACAAAUCUUGCAUAUACACCUCCUGAGUAUUUAAGAAAUGGGAGGGUUACUCCGGAAAGUGUUAGCUUCAGUUUUGGUACCGUCCUUUUGGAUCUUCUAAGUGGAAAGCAUAUCCCUCCAGGCCAUGCACUUGAUAUGAUACGGGGCAAAAACAUUCUUUUGUUGAUGGAUUCACAUUUGGAGGGGAACUUUUCAACAGAAGAGGCCACUGUGGUUUUUGAGCUUUCUUCAAGAUGCUUGCAAUACGAACCUAGGGAGCGUCCAAGUACCAAAGAUCUCGUUGCAACACUUGCCCCGUUACAAAAUAAAGCUGAUGUUCCAUCUUAUGUGAUGCUGGGGAUUCCAAAGCAUGAGGAAGCACCACCUACUCCACAACAUCAUCUUUCUGCAAUGGGUGAUGCCUGUUCCCGAAUGGACCUAACUGCUAUCCAUCAGAUUUUGGUGAGGACACACUACAAAGAGGACGAGGGAACCAAUGAGUUAUCUUUCCAAGAGUGGACACAGCAAAUGAGAGAUAUGUUGGAGGCAAGGAAACGUGGGGACUUGGCAUUUCGUGAUAAAGACUUUAAAAUUGCCAUUGAUUGUUACUCUCAGGGUAACAAAAAUUAGAAGUAAAAUGCUAACUGCAUAAUCCACCAUACUCUGUUUUUUUGCUGGAUUGAGAUGAUAACGAGUAUAAAUAUAGAUUGUGUUAGGUUGUAAUCUGCUACGGUCUUCAUUGAGGACUCAUUUAAAAGUCUAUGAUAUUGUAAGAUGAGAGAUUUCCUGUUGGUCUAGUCAAGUCCUGCAAUCAAUCGACC